This is a messenger RNA of Lolium perenne, 1032 nucleotides long. The record is from RefSeq and is a predicted model, not a curated record. Lineage: Eukaryota; Viridiplantae; Streptophyta; Magnoliopsida; Poales; Poaceae.
CACUUGGAAUCGAAUGACGCAAUUAUUCCAGGAACGUAAUCCGCAGGUGAACUUCGUCAAAUCCCAGCUACAAGAUAAAGAAAAAGAACUCAAGAGAGAAUACAAGAUGCUCAAGGAAGCUCGGAUGCAAAGUAGCGCUGGUUGGGAUGAGAAGACCUGCAUGAUAGUUGCUGAGAAGGCUUUGUGGGAUAAUCUAGAAAUCUCCUUUCCAAGAAUUGGGAAAUUCAAGAGAAAUGGCUUUCCUAUGUAUGAUUCUCUUGGAGAUCUAUAUGAUGGCCAAAUAGCUGAGGGGAAUCACAAUUUCACUUCAAGCUCUAAGGCAUCUCAACUUGAUGAAGAGUUAGAAGAUGAGAGAGUGGAAGAAGCUGGGUCUGAAUUUGAUGAGGAAGUACAAAUUCUGGAUGAAGACCCUACUGAAAAGAAAGACGAGGGCACGGGAAGUUCAGCCAGCCGAGUGAAUGUUGGUGAAAGAAUGGAGAAGAAGGCAACUGGUGUACCAAAGAAAAUUCCUCCAAAGGAAUUAAAGAAGCCUGUUAAGAGCGAUGAAAUGGUGCAAGUAGUAGACAGGUAUGUGAAGAUGAAAGAAAAACAAGCAGAAGAUGAGAAGGCCGAGUCGAGUACAUUCUCCAUUGCCAAGUGCAUUGCAGCUGUAAACAAAAUCCAAGACUUCACCCGUCAAGAGAGAGUUAAGGCUUCAAAAGUCUUCAAAAGUCUUGAAAACCGCGAGACCUUCCUCACUUGGGUCACUGAAGACGAGGAGUCAGCUAUCAUGUGGCUCCGGGGUGAGCUGCAAGAGUUGACUUGAGCUGGAGGUCCUCUGGCGGCGGCGUGGUUUCCGGCGUUCGGCGGCGAAAACUUCUAAUGUUCUUCAAACUCUAUGACAAUGUGUUUAUGGCGACUUGGUUGCUCAUCUGUUUGGUCGAGCAUUUAUUUAUAUAUGUGUUCUUGUUUGAGAAAAUCGCAUGACAAAUUUGCAUGACACGAAGUUUAUGUUAAAGCCGAAGUUUUAAAUUUACUGAUUGUCAAUUAUCA